CCCGACUACCUCGACGUUGUCACUCUUCAGUUUGCAUUUUGCGAUGGCCUCGACAGUCGCAACGCCGCCGAGCCACGAGUUCUCGGCGCUCACGGACGGCAGCCACGACAGCUUUCCCGUUCUUAUCCACGACGACCUCCCGAACGAAGAGGAGGUGCUGCACGAAGCCGCGCCACCUGCCCAUUCGCUCUCGUACCGGGCCGACAUUGACGGGCUCCGGACGGUCGCGGUCGUGCCCGUCGUCAUCUUUCACGCGUAUCCGACCUCGUUUGCCGGUGGCUUUAUCGGUGUUGACAUCUUUUUUGUGAUUUCCGGCUUUUUGAUUUCCGGGAUUCUCUUCAAGCAGUUCAAAGCGGCCAAGUUUACGUACUCGGACUUUUACGCCCGGCGUAUCCGACGCAUCUUUCCCGGCCUCCUCCUCAUGCUCAUUGCUACGGUCAGUCUUGGCUGCGCCUGGUACCUUGCGACGCCGCUGAAAUCGAUGGCCGCGACGUUGACCGCGGGCUGCGUCUUUGGCGCCAACAUCCAAGUGCUCACGCUCAAGAUGGGCUACUUCGACGCGAGCAUCAAGGAGAACCCGCUCUUGCACCUCUGGUCGCUCGGUGUCGAAGAGCAGUUUUACAUCUUCUGGCCGCUCUUUGCGUCACUCGUCAUGAAGCUGUCGUACCGAAAGGCGAUUCUUGCCCAAGUGUUUGUCUUGGUUGCGAGCUUUGUCUGCAACGUGGCGUUCCUCGGGUACGGUGGCACCAACAACUAUGCAUUCUACUUUCCGCUGUCGCGCUUUUGGCAAAUGGCGGUCGGCGGCCUCCUCUCGUACAUCAACCUCCAAAACAAGGUCAUGGUCGCGCACCAGGGACUCUGCCACGUAUUGGCGCUCCUCGGUCUGGGCGCGCUCGUUCUUGGCUUUGUCAUCAUCAACGAAGAAGACGCGUUUCCGGGCUUUUGGGCGCUGCUCCCGACCGCCGGCGCCGCCCUCCUCAUCGCGAGCGGCCCCAACACGUUUGUGCACAAGUACUUUCUGAGCCUCUACCCGAUGGUCUGGAUCGGCCAGCUCAGUUAUGCGUGGUACCUCUGGCACUGGCCGCUGCUUGUGUUUGCGAAAGCGCACUGGCCGCAGACCGAGCUCCGCCCGUGGUACGCGAUGCCGUACGCCAUGGUCAUCUUGUCGCUCCUGCUCAGUGUCUUUACGCUCUACGGUGUCGAGAACCACCUGCGCCGCCGCAAGGCCAAGUGGCUUGUGCCGCUCCUCUCGGCGCUCAUGGUGGUCAUGGCCAUGCUCGGGAUUUGCAUUCAGCUGUACCCGACCGCGUUCUCUGCGCUCGAGACGUCGGGGCCGCUGCCGCCGUCGCGCGGCCCGAUCGUCAACGCCACCGAUACCGAGCCGCCCAAUAUGAGCAAGCCGCCGAUGUUCGAGCAGCCGACGGCCGCCAAGAUCCGCGCCGCCAUCGACGAGCACGACGACGGCCCGGGCUACUCGUGGACGGAGAAGGACGGGCCGUACGGCUGGGCGCCCGAGUCGUCGGUGCUCAACCCCAACAAGCCGUCCGUGACGUACGUUGUCGGCGACUCGCACGGCCAUAUGCUCAAGAUCCGGUACUCGCACCUCAACACGCUUGCGGCUAAUGCCAGCGCGCCGCUUCGGUUCCCGUCCGCGGUGUUCUUCACGGCCAACGGCAUGCCGCCGCUGAGCUGCAACAGCGACCACACCAACGCCGUCGAAGCCAUCAAGAUGGUCAAGCCUAAGUCGGUGCUCUACGCGUCCGAUUGGAAGCAGUUUUUGCGCUUUGGCAGCAGCUCGGCGAGUGCGAGCGCGUCACCGCGCUGCUGCACGCGCAGCUACGCGGACGCGUGCGAUUACCAGUCGAAAGGCGACGUCGAGGCCAUGAUCAAGACGCUCACGGACGAGCUCACGUCGUUUACGAAGCUCGGGAUCAAGGUCUAUGUUGCGGGCCUCAACCCGGAGGGCAAGGAGUUCAACCCGAAGAACAUGCUCAGCGGCAGCGGCGUCGGCAAGGUCGACCCGGUCUCGCGCGCCGCGUACGAAGCGACGCCGCAGAUCGCGUACCUCCACCAACUGCUUUUGGCUGCGACCAAGACGGCGAACGCGACGCUCAUCAACUUUGCCGACAACCAGUGCUACAAGGACACAUGCCAAGUCCUUUCAAACGUCGGCGAGCCCAUCAUGCGCGACGAUGACCACUUCCGACCCGCGUACGUCAUGCACUACCUCAGCGUCAUCGAUCAGGUGAUUGACGCCGCACGGUACUAGUACUAGCAACCUAUAUUACUAGAACUCCCUAUCCAUUUUUAUAAAAAACAUUUUUUUCAUUC
Messenger RNA from Saprolegnia diclina VS20, 2331 nucleotides. RefSeq lists its product as hypothetical. Gene Ontology annotation, cellular component: membrane. Gene Ontology annotation, biological process: lipopolysaccharide biosynthetic process. NCBI's taxonomy places the organism in Eukaryota, Oomycota, Saprolegniomycetes, Saprolegniales, Saprolegniaceae. The record is from RefSeq and is a predicted model, not a curated record. The transcript has a single exon. Gene Ontology annotation, molecular function: acyltransferase activity, transferring groups other than amino-acyl groups. Bases 44 to 2269 code for a protein of 741 amino acids.